Messenger RNA from Cyclopterus lumpus (lumpfish), 5230 nucleotides. RefSeq names its product solute carrier family 4 member 4a (gene slc4a4a). The transcript has 27 exons. The coding region runs from base 183 to 3398 and encodes 1071 amino acids. NCBI's taxonomy places the organism in Eukaryota, Metazoa, Chordata, Actinopteri, Perciformes, Cyclopteridae. Gene Ontology annotation, molecular function: solute:inorganic anion antiporter activity; monoatomic anion transmembrane transporter activity; sodium:bicarbonate symporter activity. Gene Ontology annotation, cellular component: plasma membrane; basolateral plasma membrane. The record is from RefSeq and is a predicted model, not a curated record. Gene Ontology annotation, biological process: bicarbonate transport; transmembrane transport; monoatomic anion transport.
CCUCGAGCAUAAAACCACCUUCAUAAUACAGCGGGUCAUUUCACCCGGUUCCUCCAGGACUUUCAGCCGCUCUAUCGCGCUUUAUGUCACUUUUUUGGGGGGUCGAGCAUCAGCAGCCGCUCCGGUGAUCCGCUCUGCUCAGCACAUUCACUAAGGAGAUUUAUCACACGCCACCUGAAGAGAUGAGCAGCAGCAAGAAGAUGGAGGACGAGGCGGUGCUGGACCGGGGGGCGUCCUUGCUCAAGCACGUCUGCGACGAGGAGGAGGCGGAGGGCCACCACACCGUCUACAUCGGCGUGCACGUGCCCAAGAGCUACCGGCGGCGGCGGCGCCACCGUCGGAAAGCCGGCCACAAGGACAGGAAGGAGAGGUUGACGGAGAACACGUCCGACAAGUCGGACGCGGAAAACAACGACGAGGCCAGCAACAGCAUCCUCAAACCCCUUAUCUCUCCGGCGGCCGAGAGGAUCCGCUACAUCCUGGGCGAGGAGGACGACGGCCCGGCGCCGCCUCAACUCUUCACCGAGUUGGACGAGCUGCUGUCGGUCGACGGACAGGAGAUGGAGUGGAAGGAGACGGCCAGGUGGAUCAAGUUUGAGGAGAAGGUGGAGAAAGGAGGCGAACGCUGGAGUAAACCCCACGUGGCCACGCUGUCCUUGCACAGCCUGUUUGAGCUGCGCACGUGCAUCGAGAAAGGCACCAUCAUGCUGGACCUGGAGGCGUCCACGCUCCCUCAGGUCGUCGAGAUGAUCACCGACAACCAGAUAGAGAUCGGCCAGCUGAAACCGGAGCUGAAGGACAAAGUGAUGUACACGUUGCUACGGCGACAUCGGCACCAGACCAAGAAGUCCAACCUGCGCUCUCUGGCCGACAUCGGCAAGACGGUCUCCAGUGCAAAUAGUCCCACCACAGCUCACCGGAACCUGACCUCCAGCAGCCUCAACGACAUUUCUGACAAACCGGAAAAAGACCAGCUGAGGAACAAGUUCAUGAAGAAGUUGCCGAGAGACGCCGAGGCCUCCAACGUGCUGGUGGGGGAGGUGGACUUCCUGGACUCGCCGUUCGUGGCGUUCGUUCGUCUGCAGCAAGCUGUGAUGCUGGGAGCCCUGACGGAGGUCCCCGUUCCCACGAGAUUCCUGUUCAUCUUGCUCGGACCCAAAGGCAAAGCCAAGUCGUACCACGAGAUCGGCCGAGCGAUCGCCACGCUGAUGUCGGACGAGGUGUUUCACGACAUCGCCUACAAGGCCAAAGACAGACAGGACCUGCUGGCCGGCAUCGACGAGUUCCUGGACGAGGUGAUCGUGCUUCCUCCUGGGGAGUGGGACCCGGCCAUCAGGAUAGAGCCCCCGAAAUCCCUCCCUUCCUCCGACAAAAGGAAAAACAUGUAUGCAGGAGGGGACUCUCAGAUGAACGGAGAUAUGCCUCACGAUGGAGGUCACGGAGGAGGGGGACAUGCUGCCGGGGACGAGCUGCAGAAGACCGGAAGGUUUUGUGGGGGUUUCCUCCUCGACAUCAAAAGAAAAGCGCCUUUCUUCGUCAGCGACUUCACCGAUGCAUUUCACAUUCAGGCCUUGUCCGCCAUUUUGUUUAUUUACCUGGGAACCGUGACAAACGCCAUCACCUUCGGCGGUCUGCUGGGGGACGCCACGGAGAACAUGCAGGGGGUGCUGGAGAGUUUCAUGGGCACGGCGAUCACCGGCGGGGCUUUCUGUCUGCUGGGCGGCCAGCCGCUCAUCAUCCUCAGCAGCACCGGUCCGGUUCUGGUGUUUGAACGGCUGCUCUUCAACUUCAGCAGAGACAACGAACUCGACUACCUGGAGUUCCGCCUGUGGAUCGGCCUGUGGUCGGCGUUCUUCUGCCUGGUGCUCGUGGCCACCGACGCCAGCUACCUGGUGCAGUACUUCACCCGGUUCACCGAGGAGGGCUUCUCCUGCCUCAUCAGCUUCAUCUUCAUCUACGACGCCUUCAAGAAGAUGCUCAAAUUGGCGCACCACUACCCCAUCAACGCGGAGUUCACGAUGGAGGACGUCACGCAGUACGACUGCCUCUGCAUGGCCCCCGCCGUCCUCGAGAACAGUUCAGACGUCGUCGGCGAUCCUUUGGACGGUACUUCGGUCUGGAUCUGGAACGCCACCGAUCUGCCCAUGAACGCCACGUGGUCGUCGCUCACCAAGACGGAGUGCUUGACCUACAAGGGCGAGCUGGUGGGCAAGGCCUGCGAGUUCGUCCCGGACAUCGCCCUCAUGUCCUUCAUCCUGUUCUUCGGCACGUACACCUGCUCCAUGUGUCUGAAGAAGUUCAAGACCAGCCAGUUCUUCCCCACCACGGUGAGGAAACUCGUCAGCGACUUUGCCAUCAUCCUGGCCAUCCUCAUCUUCUGCGGGGUCGACAUGCUCGUCGGAGUCGACACCCCCAAACUCAUCGUGCCGACCGAAUUCAAGCCGACGAGUCCUAAGCGGGGCUGGUUCGUGCCCCCGUUCGGAGGGAACCCCUGGUGGGUCUACCUGGCGUCGGCUCUCCCCGCCCUGCUGGUCACCAUCCUGGUCUUCAUGGACCAACAGAUUACGGCCGUGAUCGUCAACAGGAAGGAGCACAUGCUGAAGAAAGGGGCGGGUUACCAUCUGGAUCUGUUCUGGGUGGCCGUCCUGCUCAUCAUCUGCUCCUUCUUGGGUCUGCCGUGGUACGUCGCCGCCACCGUCAUCUCCAUCGCGCACAUCGACAGCCUGAAGAUGGAAACCGAGACGUCGGCUCCCGGAGAGCAGCCGAAGUUCCUCGGCGUGAGAGAGCAGAGGGUCACCGGUGUCAUCGUGUUCAUCCUGACAGGACUGUCUGUAUUCAUGUCUCCUAUCCUAAAGUUCAUCCCGAUGCCCGUGCUGUAUGGAGUCUUCCUGUACAUGGGAGUCGCCUCUCUCAAUGGAGUGCAGUUCAUGGAUCGUCUCAAGCUGCUCCUGAUGCCGGCGAAGCAUCAGCCCGACCUGGUUUACCUGCGGCACGUUCCCCUCAGGAAGGUCCACCUGUUCACCUUCAUCCAGAUCCUCUGCCUGGCCCUGCUCUGGGUCCUCAAGUCCACCGUGGCCGCCAUCGUGUUCCCCAUCAUGAUCCUCGCUCUGGUGGCCGUCAGGAAGGCGAUGGACUACAUGUUCUCGCAGCACGAGCUCGGCUUCCUGGACGACGUCAUCCCGGAGAAGGACAAGAAGAAGAAGGAGGACGAGAAGCACAAGAAGAAAAAGAGGGGCAGCGAAGACAGCGACGCUGAAGACUCUGACUAUCCUUACAAUGAGAAAGUGCCCAGCAUUAAAAUCCCCAUGGACAUGAUGGAGCAGGAGCCUUUCUUAGGUGAUAAGGCCUCCGACAGAGAGAAGUCCCCGUCAUUCCUUGAACGACACACAUCGUGCUGAGCAGCUUCGCUACUACCAGGACACCUGCUUGUCCAGCCCCGAGACGACUCCUCUGAAGUCCGUUCCUCAGAUCAGAAUACACAUGGACCCCGACGACGACGACGACGACGACAACGACAACGACAACGACUCCUUCUACUGGAAGAGCCGCGGGUCCGAAACGUCUCUGUAGAGCAACGGACCGCAAGACGGCUUUUACUUUUUUUUUAUUGAACAAAAUAUUAUUUUUAACUCCAAAAGCCCCCCCCCCCUCCCAAAAAAAAGACUUUGUUCUGAAUGUCACAAAGAAACGCACUGAGAACAAAAAACACGACGAUGACACAAGAAAACUUUCUUUUUCCUAACAGUUAAAACCAUUUCUCACAAUCACAGCUCCACGGUAGUGAUCAUUGUAACUCCUCCCACAUUCACAGGUAAACGCUGCAGCUCUCUGACCUCGCAUGAACUCCUCCCUGCUCUUAAAAAUAUAUAUAUAUAUAUACAUAAACAAAUACCAUCUGUGGGAAAUUUUUAUAUAAAGUGAUUUACUCUAAUAACAUUUUCCUGUAGCAGGAAAAAAAUGAUGUUUUUAAUUAUUUUUUUUAAUAGCUCUACCUCUUGUAUUAAUUAGAUUAAAGGCUUCUUAUGAACAAACGCAACAUGUUGAUUUUUGACGCAGCAUGGAGGGGGGGGGGGGGGGGGGGGUUGAUAUUUUCUCUCUUGUCGAGUCAGAAUGAUUCACAGGUUUCAUAGCAAAUAGGUUAUUUUAAGUUAAUUAACGGUUUAAUUAACAACAGCAUAUGUGUAAUGUGCAGAUGAGGUAAAUAUUUUUAUUAUCACUUUUUUUGAUGGAUUUUUUUUUGUUUUUUUUGUUGAUCGCUUCACUUUCUAAUUUCCUGAAUUCUUUCUUUCACGUUUGUUCACUUCAAAGCUUUUGUUACUCUUUUAAAUUAAAUCAUUUUAUCUUUUUUUGUGUUUAUGUUGGUAACUUUUUAUUAUUAUGUCCUGUUUUUUUUCUUUCUCUUUGCUGGGAGAAAACAGUUGAACGACAUAUAAUGACCGGAUUUUCCUCAGCCAAACGUAGACUAGGAAUGCAUAUAAUUUAAUAAUAUUAAUAUCAUUAUUAAUAUUUAUAAUGUAAUUGUGCUGACCAAACUACUUAACCUAAGUGGCUUAUAAGAGGCGACAACCUCCGGUUCUGCAGAGUGAAGCCGAUGAGAACGUUUCUUAAAAGCUGCAUUCUCUCUACUGACCACCAGGGGGCGACUCCUCUGGUUGUAUAGAAGUCUAUGCUUCAUGUGUUAAAGCUGCAUUCUCUCUACUGACCACCAGGAGGCGACUCCUCUGGUUGUAUAGAAGUCUAUGCUUCAUGUGUUAAAGCUGCAUUCUCUCUACUGACCACCAGGGGGCGACUCCUCUGGUUGUAUAGAAGUCUAUGCUUCAUGUGUUAAAGCUGCAUUCUCUCUCCUGACCACCAGGGGGCGACUCCUCUGGUUGUAUAGAAGUCUAUGCUUCAUGUGUUAAAGCUCCAUUCUCUCUACUGACCACCAGGGGGCGACUCCUCAUCUUCUUCAUCAUCACAGGCCGUCCUCUCCGUCGUCAUCAUCACCAGCGUGAUAAAAAUCGUGUGCAUAAAAAGGCUCGUGGGCUCAAACCAAAAACGAUAAACGAUGUUCACGGGGGUUCAUUUUUAAAAAAAAAAAUUUUAGGGGUACGGAAUAAAUGCCGAUAACGUUUUUGUUUUUUGAUUAACUUUUUAGAAAACCCAGGGGUUGAAAAAUGGUUUAUUUUAGAAUUUAUAUUUUUCAAAAUGACGUGUGUGUUGGAAAAUAAAUAAAAAUUCUCAAACAGUG